Messenger RNA from Python bivittatus (Burmese python), 4232 nucleotides. NCBI's taxonomy places the organism in Eukaryota, Metazoa, Chordata, Lepidosauria, Squamata, Pythonidae. The record is from RefSeq and is a predicted model, not a curated record.
AACACUGCUACAGAUCUUCUGCACCGACAGAGCGCUUUUCCCCAGCAGUGCAACGCCCUUCGCUAAGAGAAACGUGACAUUAAAUGUCACCGAAAAAAUCUGAACGGACAGGCUGGACUGGGAAGUUGGCAAUACUAACCCUGAAGAAGGAUGGGAAUCCUUUGGUUGAUAGCAACGGUAGAGGGAUCUGACCGUCGAACUAACAGGAGCCGGGCAAAACUGGAAGAUUUUCCCUUUAUUCGACUUACGUGACACCCCCCCCCCCCCCCGGUUUCAGGAAAGCGACGCAGGGCUAGCCCCCGGAUUUCCAACCACCAGAAACUACUUGGGGGGGAGACCCCCGAGAAGUCUCAUGAUGGGAAGCUAGGCUGGGAAGUUGGAAAGAAAUCCGAGGUGAAGGAAAUGACCGACCGUCUUGGCAGGACCGGAAAGAAGAUUGUGGGGCUGUGGUCUCAGAUCACAAGCUUGCCUUGAAAGAGGGUUGAUUGACCUCAACGCUCCUAAGAGCCCACGUGGGAGGCAGGAGAAAAUCAGAUGAGGCUAGAUUAGGGUUUCUCAGCCUCAGCAAUUUUAUGUUGCGUGGACUUCAACUCCCAGAAUUCCCCAGCCAGCCUGGUCUAGAAUUUAAUUCAUUUUGCUUUCUCUUUUCUUAGGUAUCAUUCAGGCAGCUGAAAGUAACCCCUCGCGUGCGGCUGUUUGUCCAGGCUACCCCGAUGUCCGGAGAGAAUCGCAAGGCCAAAUCCAUAGCCCCCUGUCCCGAGGGGCGACUUCCAGCAGCUGUACUUGGGUGAUCGUGGGUGGGCCUGACGAUGUCAUCUACAUUGGGUUCCAGCGCUUCUAUCUUCCCUGUGGCUCAGAGAUGCUGAUAAUCCGCUCGCCCUCUCAGCCGUCCAGGAAAAUCUGCGGUUAUAAAAUCCCAGAGCCCCUUCGAAUAAAGGGAGGCAACGUGACCGUGACUUACAGCUGGAAGUUUUGGGCAAGAAAUGGAUUUCAGCUGAAAUAUGAAAAAGAAUCUAAAACACAGCCUGCUGUCUCAUGUAACCGCACCUUGGACAACUUCUACGGGGUAAUUUACUCACCGGCCUUUGGCUCAGACUCAUACCUGGGAGCUGCGCAUUGCCAGUGGGUCCUUGAUGCCCACGACAGCCGUCCCCUCACCAUUCGUUUCACAGUCCUCAACUUAGAUAUCGGGGACUCCCUCCGGGUGUACGAUGGGGCUCCUGGGGCCCCGCCCCACCCUCACCUGCUGCGCAACUUGGAUUACACCAGCAACAAUAAGGUCGUGUCUGUGGACUCCCCCUCCAGCCGGGCCUGGGUCACCUACCAGGCGGCGCCAGGAACAGAAGGCCGCGGCUUCAACGCCACAUACCACGUGCAAGGUUUCUGCGUGCCGUGGGAUUUCCCCUGCGGUGGAGAAAGCGGGGAGGGGGCUACGUGCUACAGCGCUGCUGAGCGCUGCGAUGGAAACUGGGACUGCGCCAAUGGUGCCGAUGAGGACAGCUGUCACGGCUGCCCGCCAGGGCAAUACGCCUGCGGAGGACGAGGCAUCGGGGGCACCAUCUGCUACGGGCCCGCCGACCGCUGCAACUACCAGACGUUUUGUGCCGACGCUGCGGACGAGCGCCACUGCUACACCUGCCAACCUGGCAACUUCCGCUGCCGUGACGGGCGCUGCAUCUACGAGAGCUGGGUGUGCGACGGGCAGGCGGACUGCGUCGACACUUCCGAUGAGGCGGAUUGCUCCUACAUCCUGCCGCGCAAGGUGGUGACGGCAGCCGUCAUCGGCAGCCUGGUGUGCGGUCUUCUUCUGGUCAUAGCGCUCGGCUGCACGUGCCGUCUGUAUGCACUCCGAAGCCAUGAAUUUGGGGUCUUAGCACCCAUGUCACGGAUGGAAGCGCAAUUUGUUCAGCGCCAGGCUCCACCAUCUUAUGGGCAGCUCAUUGCUCGUGGUGUUAUUCCUCCAGUAGAAGGCUUCCCAGUUGAGCAUCCGAGUCAAAAUUCGGUCCUGGGAAAUUUGCGUGGUCUGCUGCAUUUGUUGCGGCGGGCCCCCGCCAGCCGUCCUGGUGCUGGUGGGGGCCGUCGCUCUCAUCACAGCCGCUUCUUACGACGUUUAACGAGGCGAAUGCGCCGGUUGGGGCUCCUCCCUCGCCCAGCCAACCCUGCCUCGUCUUCCACGGCGGCUGCCAUGACCACCCCUGGCUCGUCUUCGCCUUCUGCUCCUGAUGACCUGGCGUCUUGUGGGAAUGAAGAUGCUUCUUCCCAUCUUCCAGAAGACCAGCCCCUGCCUCUUCCGCAGAAGGUCCCACCAACUCCUGCAGAAUCCACACCGGAGGCUCAAGUCCCACGUCCUGCUCCACGGUUUUCAGGGGUGAUGCACAGCCUCCGAGUUCGGCUCUUCUCCCCCACGCCCACCUGCUCUGCCGAAGCUGGGGAGGACCCCCUGAACACGUCUCCAUCUCUUGAUGACGAAGAUGAUGUGCUCCUCAUUCCUCUCACCGACCCGCAACUCCAGAGCCUUCACGCCACCACAAGCUGGGAUGCUGACGAUGAGCCCCUUCUGACUUGAGAAAUGUUGCUGGACAUUGCCUUUAUGAAACGUGUAACCAGUGAUAGACGACAGAGAGUCAGGCAUACUUUUUUUCCCUGCAGAUCCCCUUCCUUCCACAAGUCUUUUUUUUUUUUUGGCAUGUGAGAAAUGAAAGAAAUCCUUGGCCAUUUAGAAAAACAAAUCUUUAAAAAUGAUUUCCUCUUCUUGGCAUUUGACCGUCAGAAUGGUCUGAUUUGGCCCUUGAAGUCCGCUUCCCUUGCUGAUGUCCGGAGGAUUGCAGAAAUCUCUUUGGCUCACCAGAGCAGUUGUUUUCUGGCCUCUUAAAUCCUGAUUUUUAGAAGGGAUGAUUCUCUUCUGAAAUUGCAAUUUUUGAUCUCAAGCAAGAACUUACACAAUUCUUUAGAGAGGUUUUGGCACUGAGAUGGGGGCUUGCCUUGAAAGCGAUAAAAGUACAUGCACUUGACAUUUUAAAAAUUGUUCUUAGAAAAUGAGGAGGAGGGGAUGGAAACGAAAAAUGUUCUUUGGAGAAACACUACAGUUAUUUGCUUGACUAAAAAUGAAGGAAGCGAAGAUACCUGUGCAACCAUCUAGAAUAACCUUUAGAGACGUGGCAGCUUCUCUAAAGGGCAAUAAUUUUCUUUUUCCUAAAGGCAGUGGCAGCAGUGAUUGACCUCCAAAUUGUCUAUCUCACGUGGGAACGAAAUGUUUAUUUUUGUGAAUUUAUGGAAAGGGGGAAAGCUGAAAAUCUAGUAAUUCCACUGGAACUAUUUUUGCGAUCACGUUUUACAGUGCAAUCUUUUCCUAACAAAUCGUUCUGUUUGCGUUCAGUGGGAGUGAAUCCUAGAUUUUAAAAAAUCUAUAGCGUUGCAGUGUUGGGGAAAGGAGGAAGGUAGAAAAUGCUUUGAAUCUUCUGUUGAUAAAUCUUUUGUAAGUAAAUUAUUUUUUAAAAGCACAGCCAAUAGAAAAAAAAAGAAAUUUUGCACAUGGAAUGUCCAAUCAGUUGUAAAUAAGCAACAUUUUGUAUGAAGGAUAAAAGGAAUCUUUUAAGGGCGGAGAUCAGUUAUAAAUUUAGUAGUAGUAAUUGCUGAUUAUUUCCUUCACAGUGACAAACAGGAGGCAAAUAUACACCCGACUACAGUGAAAUAAAUGUGAUUUAGGCUGUUGUGAAAAGGAAAGGCUUAAAUCAAAGUUAAAAGGCUUCAAUCAAGUUCUUAAAGUGUUCUUAAAUGAGGUUAUUUCACGCCAGUGAAGUGGCAACUGGCUUUUUUCAAGCAGGUGGAUCUGGAUUUCAAUUUCAGAAUUCCCAAAAGCAAAAAAAAAUUCCCCUGUAGGACUAAAUGGGGUUGAAGUGGUCUGUUGCAGAAAGAUAUCCUACAUUUGCAUCUUGACUUAGAUUAAAUCCACUGAAAUCCACGUUAACAAAUUCAGCAUUUUUUUUAAACAAAUCUCAGCUUUGUUUACCCUAACACUGACUAGAUUCAGCUCCAUCUUUCUGAAUACCGUCUGAUUUUUUUUUUAAAAAGCGGUGCCUCGAUUUUAAUCAUAUUUUAGGCAAGAGGGGGGGAAAAAAAGGAAAGGCAUAAAAUCUUUGUUGAAUCUCUGCCCGGUCAUUUAUUUACCUGUUUUUGCAAAGCCCACAGAAUGCAAAUCAAGCGGAACAUUGCAAAAUAAACUUGAAAAGGAA